GACUUCAGUAAUGUUCGUAAUGUUUGACACAUAGAAAGUAAACAAACGAUUGCAUCGAUUAAUCAACUGAUUUGACAUCAAAUAAGUGAAUGAAUGGAUACUUUAUGGCGAUUGGCCUCUGGAUCUACUGUUGAAGAGUUUGCUAAAGAUGUCUAUAUUAAGAGUAAUAUAACCAUUGAAUUAAGCAAAACAAUUAAGUCUAUACUGAAAGAGUUGGCCCAAAGUGACACCAAAUUAGUAAUUGAGAGCCGACUGGUUGUCGACUUGUGUCACAUCUUUGAGGCCAUACUUCUUCACGGACUCAAACAAAAAUUAAGUACUCGUAUGACAAAUGUCUUCAUGAGUCUGUCGCAAACAAAGAGUUUUGGUCUCGAUUUCUGGACUGUUAUAUUGAUUUUAUGUCACAAUGAAGUAUCCAAAACUGUAAGCGAUUUGUCAAAUGUGUCGACAGAUAUCGGUCGGUGUCGGGCAUGGGUUCGGUCGGCACUUAGCGAUGGACUUAUAUUAAGCUAUUUCGACGCCUUAACUGCCGACUCAUCCCUAUUACAUGGUUUUUAUCRGUCUUCGGCAUACAUUCGUGAUAAAGAGCACACAGAUAUUGUCAAACGCUUACUCAUCGGUCUCGAGGAUUAUGUCUUUAAUUUAACCAUUGAUUGUUCAACAUUUGAUUCAUGGGAUGAACAAACUUUAAGAUUAAUUGGUGUUAAUUACAUGGAGACUGAGCCUCAACCCGUCAUAACCGCUACCGAUGCUAUUGAUCUCAUUGACAACUUUGAAAGUAAUCAAAAAUCAACGAUUAAUGAAAUAGGAAAACAAGAUGAAGAAGAAGAAGACAUAGAACCGACAAAUAAUGAAGAUUUCAUUUCAGACAAUACUUCUGAAACAAUUUCAGAUAUCAAGUCUAACAAUUCAAACGAAGCGUUUGAUGAAAUUGUUGGCAAAUUAGAGUUGGAGUCUACAAAAUGUUUGGACUCAGAAGUUAUUGAAAGCGGUAACAGUUUGAAUCGUAUGUCCGGUUGGAGUACAACUCCUCACAAAUCAGACGAAAUGUCGGCAAUUCGUGACCAAAGCUAUGAUGAUAUUCUUCAAAGUUAUUCAACUCAAGCGGUUCUUUCCAGUACUCCUGAUAUUCGUGACUUUACUAUUACUAUKGACUUCGAGAAUCCAACGAAUAGACCUCAUCUAACAAAAACAAUAUCAAUGCUUUCAACCAAAGAGAAAUCUCCAACGGAUUCAUUGAUUUCUGAAACAGAUUUUGAAGUAAUACCAAAAAGUGUUGUUUUAAAUAAUUCAGAUCCGGAAACAAAGAAAUUUUUAGACCAAUUAACCCGAUUGGCUAAUGAGUGUGGACUCGAUGAACAGGAUUAUAAGUGUAUUGCUUGUGGUCGACCUAUUGGUAUGAUUUAUGGUAAAUCCCGUUUAUGUUAUUUUGAUGGAUAUCAUUAUUGUCUGGAUUGUCAUUCAAAUGAUGAGUCACUAAUCCCCGCCCGAGUCAUACAUAACUGGAAUUUUGGAAAAUAUCCGGUCGCUAAACGAAAUAAGCAUUUCCUGGUGUCGACCGAAUUGGAACCGUUAUUUGACAUUAAAAUAUUGAGUCCAUUAUUAUAUUCAAUAGUCGGAGAGAUGAAAGAAGCACUUGAUUUGCGGACUCAACUCUUUUAUUUGCACGCAUACCUGUUUACUUGUCAGGAAAAUAUAGCCAUUGAAAUGCGCAAAACUGUUUGGCCGCGGGAACACCUCUUUCAGCACAUCCAUCUCUAUUCGGUUGCUGACCUCUUUCAGGUUCAAAACAAUCAGUUGUCACAAACUUUGACAAAAGUGAUAUCAUUUGCAAAAAAACAUGUCUUGUCGUGUCCUUUAUGUACACUAAAAGGAUAUUUCUGUGAAAUUUGCAAUUCUUCACAAAUUUUAUAUCCAUUUAAUACUGAAUCAACAAAAAGAUGUGAGAAAUGUAAAACAGUGUUUCAUUUACACUGUUUUAAUGAAAGGUAUGACAAAACACGGUGUCCUAAAUGUCUUAGAAUUGAAAAGAGGGAACAACAGUCACUUCUUGCAGAUAAUUAUCAGUUAAAUUAA
This is a messenger RNA of Oppia nitens, 2076 nucleotides long. RefSeq lists its product as uncharacterized. The coding region runs from base 94 to 2076 and encodes 660 amino acids. The record is from RefSeq and is a predicted model, not a curated record. NCBI's taxonomy places the organism in Eukaryota, Metazoa, Arthropoda, Arachnida, Sarcoptiformes, Oppiidae. The transcript has 3 exons.